Molecule: messenger RNA, 2015 nt
Organism: Lemur catta (Ring-tailed lemur)
Lineage: Eukaryota; Metazoa; Chordata; Mammalia; Primates; Lemuridae
Gene: NFKBIA
Product: NFKB inhibitor alpha
Exons: 6
Coding region: 560-1504 (314 amino acids)
Molecular function (GO): protein binding
Source: RefSeq, a predicted model, not a curated record
AUCAAAAAACGGAAAGGACCGGCAGGUUGGCAAACCCCAAAGAGGAACCGCCCAUCAGGUCUGAGUUCCCGGGAUCUCAGCAGCCGGGGACCCCAAAUCAAAUCGACCGUGGGAAUCCCCAGGGAAAGAAGGUUUCUUGCGGAGGGAUAGGAUUACUGAGCGCAGGCUGCAGGGAAGUACCCGGGGGGAGGGCGCCUCGUCGGAAGGACUUUCCAGCCACUCCGCGCUCAUCAAAAAGUUCCCUGUACAUGACCCCAGUGGCUCAUCGCAGGGAGUUUCUCUGAUGAACCCCAGCUCAGGGUUUAGGCUUCUUUUUCCCCCUAGCAGAGGACGAGGCAAGUUCUCUUUUCUGGUCUGACUGGCUUGGAAAUUCCCCACGCCUGACCCCGCCCCAGAGAAAUCCCCCGCCAGCGUUUAUAGGGCGCCGCGGCGGCGCUGCCGAGCCCACAACAGCGCGAGUCCGCCGCCCGCCCGUCCGCGCCACCGCCAGCGCCAGCGCCAGCGCGAGCAGCAGCGGCCGAGCGCACCCGGGAGCAGCGCCCGCAGCUUUCUCUGCGCCAUGUUCCAGCCGGCCGAGCACGCCCCGCAGUGGGCCAUGGAGGUGCCCCGGGAUGGGCUGAAGAAGGAGCGGCUGCUGGACGACCGCCACGACAGCGGCCUGGACUCCAUGAAGGAUGAGGAAUACGAGCAGAUGGUGAAAGAGCUCCGGGAGAUCCGCCUGGAGCCGCAGGAGGUGCCGCGCGGCGCCGAGCCCUGGAAGCAGCAGCUCACUGAGGACGGAGACUCGUUCCUGCACUUGGCCAUCAUCCAUGAAGAAAAGGCACUCACCAUGGAAGUGAUCCGCCAGGUGAAGGGAGACCUGGCCUUCCUCAACUUCCAAAACAACCUGCAGCAGACUCCACUCCACUUGGCUGUGAUCACCAACCAGCCAGAAAUUGCUGAGGCACUUCUGGAAGCUGGCUGUGAUCCUGAGCUGCGAGACUUUCGAGGAAAUACCCCCCUACACCUUGCAUGUGAGCAAGGCUGCCUGGCCAGCGUGGGAGUCCUCACGCAGACCUGCACCACCCAGCACCUCCACUCCAUCCUGCAGGCCACCAACUACAAUGGCCACACGUGUCUGCAUUUAGCCUCUAUCCAUGGCUACCUGGGCAUCGUGGAGCUUUUGGUGUCUUUGGGUGCUGAUGUCAAUGCGCAGGAGCCCUGUAACGGCCGGACUGCCCUCCACCUCGCAGUGGACCUGCAGAAUCCUGACCUGGUGUCACUCCUGUUGAAGUGUGGGGCUGAUGUCAACAGAGUUACCUACCAGGGCUACUCCCCAUACCAGCUCACCUGGGGCCGCCCAAGCACCCGGAUACAGCAGCAGCUGGGCCAGCUGACCCUGGAAAACCUUCAGAUGCUGCCAGAGAGUGAGGAUGAGGAGAGCUAUGAUACGGAGUCUGAGUUCACAGAGGAUGAGCUGCCCUACGAUGACUGUGUGUUUGGAGGCCAGCGCCUGACGUUAUGAGCGGAAAGGGUCUAAAAGAACAUGGACUUGUAUAAUUUGUACAAAAAGAGUUUUAUUUUUCUAAAAAAAGAAAAAAGAAAAAAAUUCAAAGGGUGUACUUACAACCACACUGCACACUGCCUGGCCUGAGACAUUUUACUGUGGUGGAUCAGCCUUCAUUUUGUUAUUUUUGUGAACUUUGGGGGACAAGAAGGAUCAUUGGAAUUCAAAGAAAACCUCUUUUAAACUUUUAGGGGGGGUUUGAAGAAGGUUAUCCAUAUUUGGUGAAAGGACCACAUUUUAUUUAUUGUGCUUUUGAUUGAACCACCAUGGAUUUGGUGGCUGCCCCCAGUUGUAUCCUGUGGCAUGUAACAGCCAGGUGUGUUGUCAAACCUGUGGAUGGUGUGGGUUAGAAGUGGCUGCCUAUCAAGGUGCGCGUUACCCUCCUGUAAAUGGUGUACAUAGUGUAUUUUGUCGGUAAUUAUUUUGGUACUUCUAAGAUGUAUAUUUAUUAAACAAGUUUUUAUGAAAA